UGGUUAGAGCGUGGUAUUUCAUUUUCUUGGCAUAAUAAACAAUCGUAGCAAGUGGGUAGGAGAAAUAGAUAGUGAACGUUUUGAGAAUUUCUUUAUCUCUCGUUCAAUUAAUAAUGAUUUUAGUCAAAGUAUUAAAGAGUUAUUUAUUUUAAACGUAUAUACAUAUAGAUAUAUCUAUAUAGAUAUAAAUAGGGUAGAAGAUGAAUCCAUCGAUUUUUUCUAAUCCUUUUAUCUACUGCUAUAAAAUAGCAUUCACUAUUUUUUUUCCUAUUACUUGCCAUUGUUUACUUACGAUCGUUAAGCCAAUAUGAUUUUAAAAUUCCGUUCUAUUAAUUUAAAAAAAUCAUUCAGAUGUACUUAAAAUGUGCUCACGAAGAAAUGUGUUCGCUGAUACAUAUAUAUAGAUAUAUACAAAUGUAUAUUUUUUAAGUAUUAUAUAAAUAUUACUAAAAAAUGUAUGCAUACAUACACAUAUACGCAUGGAUAUUAUAAAUAUAUACACAUAUAUUUCACUAUAUAACUUGAACUGAUUAAUAUACGAAAUUGUGAUAUACAUGCUGUGGAUUUAAAAAUGGUCUUAAGUCGAAAUGAUAAAAGAAAAAGGAAGGAAGGUGAUCUGGUUGAUCUCAUGGAGCCCGUUUCGGAAUCACCGAAAAGAGCUAAGGUUCAUGCACAAAGGAAAUUUGCACAAGGUGCAACGACGGUUUUUAAUUUACCACCCACACCUAUAAAGGAUAAAGAAAAAGCUAAACCUGCUGUUAUAACUGAAUUGAUUACUCAUAAACGCCCUAAUACAGAAGACUUUUUAACUUUUCUAUGUUUCCGAGGAACAUCACUUUUACCACCAAGUUUAAAUUUCUUUAAUCUCGGAACCAAAAAGGAAAAACAAACACCUAAACUUUCAUCUAAUGUAACAGGAAAGACUACAUCUUCGACUACUCCAGUGACAGAACAAAAAUCUGAUUUACCUAAUCCAAAAAAUGUUAAUAAAGUAAAAAGUAUUGUAACAGAGAAGAAAGAUGCUCCUAAUGAAAUUCCGAAAAAUGUUAACAAGUUUAAAACUACAGCAUGUACAGUUCAGGCGCUUAAGAAAAAAUAUCAAGAACAACGGCUUGCCAAACAGAGGAUUAAAAGAAAAUUUAAAAGUUCUUGUAUCAUACGUACAAGAUCAUGUUCAGAACGAACCGUGUUAAAACCAGGAAGUACAUUAACUUCGAAGAAAUUUCUUACCAAAUUUGAAAGUAAAAGACAUAGUCUAAGGAGCAGUUCUCUGUUAAAUAAAUCUAAGAAGGAAGCUCCUAGAACCAAACCUGUUUUAGUUAAGCCAAAGAAAAAAAUUCUCAUGAAAGAGAGAAAUAGUGAUACAUCUAACCAAGAUUCGAUGAAUGACGAAGAGGAGUUAUCUUUAGAAAAGUCGAUUUCACAAAUGAAACGUACAAUACAAAAAUCAGUACAGAAAAGUGUAUGCACUAGAAGUAAAACAGAAAUGCGAAGAGUAACUCGAUCUCAUAGCCAACGAACAUCUGCGAAAGAUCUUUCACGUAGGCCAACAAGAAAGACAAAAGAAGCAGCAGCUGUGUAUAUGGAAAUUCUUGGAAGAAAAUUAGUGAGUCCUGAUUUGGAUAAUGAUGAUAAUCUUUCUGUUGAUAGUUUUCCAGAGUUACCAAAUGCUCGUAAAAUAGCUCAAACAGAAAAUGAAAUGAAAGCUAAAAUCAAGCAGCCAACGAAUAAAUCUGUAGGAAAAACUAAAGAUACAAGAACCACUACUGCUUCUACUGGUAUGACUAGACGCUCGGAUAAGGAUGUAUCUAAUAAAAUGGCUCUUAAAAGUAAAAGAUUAGUUAAAGUUCAAAAAUAUUCUGAAACAGAAAGCGAGGAAGAAUCAGAGAAGUCUGUUGAAACUAGUAAUGCAAGACCUAUUACCAGACAAAGUUUAGGUAAAUUAAACAAGCCUAUAAGUCGUAGUCUUAGGUCUUCUUCUAAAAAUUUAGUCACGAAAUUAGAGUCUCAAAAUAAUACAAGUACUAAAAUUAAAAAUCAAAAUUCAGCUAAAUCUAACAAAGAUAAAUUAGCACUAAAACGUAAACGUAAUCAAAGCGCUAGUAAAGAAUUACCACCAGAUAAGCAGGAUGAAUCUAAUAAUCAAAAGGAUCCUAAGAAACAUAAUAAUGGAGAUAAUUCUGGUUCGGACGAAGAAACAUUAGGAAUGAUUUUGAAUAAAUUAAGAAAGAAGAAGACCUGUAAUAACGAAGAAAAAUUAAAUACUAGCGUUACGGAAAAAAUAAAAGAAAGUAAUGAAUGUUGCACAAAGAUGUGUGGUACUAAAUUAGAUUUAUCUAAAAUAUCGGACGACGAGGAAUCAUUUCGUGGAUUUACUAAGAAAGCGAUUUCAACGGUAUUAAAUUCGUGUCAUACACACGCAAACGCAAAUCUUCUUGUUACCGAAGAAGACGACGGACAUUCGUAUACGCUUAAAAUACAAAGUGUGUCGCGCGAUGAAAAUUCAUUAACCGUACAAAAACACAAUGUUUCCAGAAACAGUACUUCUUCGCCAAUUACAACUAUACAAGAACAAGAAACAGCAUCAGAUUUACCAACUUCUAUUCAGUUGCAGAUACCAAUGUUACAGAAGACGAAAGAAAGUCAAUGUAAUCAUGAAAAUAUAGAAUCUAAAAAUAUUGUCGAUAUACCCUUGUCAGCUUUGCACAUGAGAAAAGAAAGGGUCAAUAUGUCUACCGAACAAAUAGAGAAGUGGUUAAAUGAAAGUUCUCUAGCCAAGGAAGAAAGUAAAUUAGAAAUGGAAAAUAUACCUAGCUUUAAAUAUAAUGACCCUAUUAUUAAUACAGAUAAAUUAAAAAUUGAUGUUCCACACUUAUCCAUACCGACCAAAAUUCAACAUUUAGUAAGACCCGUUAAUGUAACACUUUCUAAAUUAGCCGAAAAAGCUAAAGAUCAUUUAUUAAUUCAAGAAAAACAUAAUUCGUUCCCAUUGGAUCCUCAAAUUAUGGAUCUUAAAUAUCCAAAUGUUCAUAGUAGUAAGAUUAAAAUAGAGACUACUUGGAAAGAUAUCAUUAAACAAGGAAAUAUUAAACUGCAUAAAGCUUCAUCUUUCGGCGGAUAUGGAAAAACAUUGAAACCAGAUCUCUCUCUAAUAGAAUCUACUCUUAGCAAUUCUCCGGAGAAGAAAUCACAAGGAGAAAAAAAAUCAAUAUUUCAAGGACGGAAAGGAUUUUUACCUAAAAUUAAGGAAAGAAAAAUUACAACUAAUUCUAAUGCCUUUUCUCCUGAAAAUGAGAGCAGCGUUUACGCGUUUGAAAGUGAUACUGAAGUACCUGUUAAUACACCAUUCAGAAGAAAAAUUCGUGAUUGCACUAAGUCGUCUAUGGACGUUGGAACUAUAUCGGAACAAAAAAUGUAUGAAACAACAGAAGAAACUACGAAAAUUCAUCUUAAUGUAUUAAAAAAUCAAGAUGAGAUCGUUAAUCCUAAUGCUAUUAGUACCAGCACUUCUGUUGCUACUACUAACAUUGUUAAUACUAUAACAAAUAAUACUGCUACGAGUAGUACUACCACUGCCACAGCCACAAGUACUAUGAUGGAACUUGAAAAUAAUGAAAUAAAAAAUCCACCAAAUGCAGCAUCAUUGAGCAUAAACAAGCUCGAGUUGCCACAGAAUUUUGCAAGUUUAACUAACGUACAAGUUCUAUCUCUAGAUAAGUUGACUACAUCUUGGAGUGAUGUAAAUUGUAGCACUUCGAUAGCUGUUCAAGUUAACUUCGACGACUGUGUACAAAAGCAAGAACAAGAGGAAACAAACGUGACUCAACAGAAAAGUAUUGAGAUAUCUACACAAACUGACAAUAGUAAUAUGAACAGUGACAACGAUGGUCAGUUGUUUUACAUUCCAUUGCAAGCAGUUACAAGAGCUGGUCCCAAUUUAAUUCCAAGUCAACAAUUAAUACAAGGGGUUGCUGUUAAAUUGGGUACCGAAGGGCCAACUGGCCCAAAUCAAAGAGUUCUUCUGCGUGCAAAAUUAGUUACCAAGCCACCUCUGUCGAUCGCUCGUUGUCCUCCUGUUGGAACAGUACAACCAACAACCCGAGCUACACAAAAUUCUUCAAUAGAAAAUCCGACUCAAUCUACGUCAUCGGCGGGAUCAAAUACUGCAUCAAACAUUGCUUCAAAUACUGCUUCAAAUACUGCACCAAAUACCACUAAUUUAAUAAUGGCUCCAACUGCUGUAACCUCUGAAUUUUCUAUACCUUCACCAACAAAACUGCAAGACGUUAUGUCAGGAACAAAUAAACAAAACAAUACAACAAAGUUGAAUAAUAGUACGGAAAAAAUAGUAAAAAUACCCAAAAAUCAAAGAGAAAGAAAAUUAUCCGUAGAUUCAGUUAAAAUAGGAAAAAGGUCUCAAGCAAAGUCACGGCAAAAGGGAUCUGAUAUUUCUUUGAUAAGUAACAGUACACUUUCAAGUGAAAAAAUGUCAAGUAGCGAAGCGUGUCUAGUAGAAGCACCAACAUUUCAUCCAUCGGAAAAAGAUUUUCAGGAUCCUUUGGAAUACAUUGAUAAAAUUAGACCUGCUGUUGAAAAGUUUGGAAUUUGUCGAGUAAUUCCACCUCCUAAUUUUAAGCCAGAAUGUAAAGUAUCCGAUGAUAUGCGAUUUACUGCCUACAAUCAAUACGUACAUCGUAUGCUACACAGAUGGGGUCCUAAUGUGAAAGAAAUGAUGGCCAUAAAAAAAUAUUUAGCAACACAAAGUAUAACUCUUACUCGUCCACCAUGGAUUGGUGGCAUGGAAGUUGAUUUGCCGCAUUUAUACCAAACAGUUCAAAGUUUAGGUGGCUUGAAAGAAGUUAUUGAAAAGAAAAAGUGGCAGAAGGUAGCGGAUGGAAUGAAAAUACCGAAAUCUGCUCAAGAUCGUGUCACUAAAUUAGAUGAUAUUUAUUGUAAAUAUUUAUUGCCAUAUGACACUUUGUCGCCAGAGGAACGUAGUAAAUUAUUUGAUGAAGUUGAAGAGGAAUGGUUAAGAAGAGAAAAUAAAACAUUGCAAAUGCAAGAUACAUCUACAACUGAUAAUGAAGAUGAUGAAGAUGAUGAUACUUCAGAUGAAAUUGAGGAGUGCAUCGUGAAAGGCAGGAAUAUGCCUUUGAAUGCCUUCUACCGAAUCGCACGAAAUACUCAACGCAUGUGGUUCGGAGAAAAUCAACGUUCUGGAAAUGAAUCCGAAGGAGCAUCUGCGGAUGAAGUUGAAUCUGCAUUUUGGAAACAUGUAACAGAAAGAAAACGUCAUAUCUGCGUGCAUGCAGCAAGCAUUGAUUCAAGCGGACGUGGUUUUGGUUUUUCUGUUGCCAAAAAUAGUCCAUUUGCUAGACAUCCAUGGAAUCUAAAAGUUCUUACUAACAAUGCUGGAUCGGUAUUAAGAGCUUUAGGACCGUUAAUGGGAGUAACUGUACCAACAUUGCACGUUGGUAUGUUAUUUACUGCUUGUUGUUGGUAUCGUGAUCCUCAUGGUCUUCCAUGGAUCGAAUAUCUGCAUACAGGUGCUAAAAAAAUUUGGUACGGUAUACCGGACGAACAUAAUAAUAAUUUUAAAGAAGCUUUAACAAAAAUGGUACCACAAUAUUGUAAAAACAAAACUAUAUGGUUACCCUCUGACACUGCCAUGGUACCACCAGAACUAUUAGUUAGCAAUGGCGUCUCUUUGUGUCAGACUGUUCAAGAGCCUGGACAAUUUAUUAUCGUAUUUCCAAAAGCAUUUACAUCCAGUAUAUGUACAGGAUAUGUCGUAUCAGAAAGCGUUUACUUCGCACAACCUUCUUGGCUAGAAACUGCAGAACAAGUAUUCAAAGACAUACAGGACAGUUGUGAACCUUCAAUUUUUUCAUUUGAAAGAUUAUUGUUUAAUAUUAUUAAUGAUUCACGAUCUAAUAUAGAUAUGUUAAAGCAGAUUUUACCAAGCGUUAUACAAAUUCGUGAAAGGGAAAUUGAUCAUCGCAAAAAAUUAAAAUCUUUGGGUCUUAACAACAGAGAGAAAUUACCCUUACCCGAUAGUGGUAAACGUGGAAAAGGGAAAAAGGUGAAGGAAGAUGAUGGAGAUUUUGAAUGCGAAACUUGUAGAGCGAAUUUAUUUGUAUCCUUGGUAAACAAUUCGCAAGACGAUAGUGUCUACUGUCUAGCGCAUGCAUUGCAAAUGCUUACAAAAAAUAAAUCAAUUUUGAAGAGCUGUACAUUAAUGUACACAUAUAGUGAGGAGGAAUUGGAUGACUUAAUUCAUAAAUUGGAGGAUAAAAUUGAAGCCAAAUCUAAGAAAACUAAUCAAAUAAAACAAAGUAAAUAAAGUAUUAAUCCUGCUUAUUUAAUUAUUAAAAAACAUGUAGGUAAUAAUUGCUUAUCUCAUCUUAUCUGUUAAAAUGACGAUUAAAUCUAAUUGUUCGACAAGAUUUAGAAUAGACUAUAUAGAAUAUGUUAAAACAAAAUUAUUUAUGUCAAAGUACAGUUAGAAAAGGAACAGAAAGAGGUGGUAUAACUGUAGUAUGAUUGUAUUAGUUAACAUUGAAGAAUAUUAAGAUAAGUUACAUUCUUAAUAAUAUUUUGUUUAUUAGAGUUCCAUAUAUUUAAUGCUUUAGGCAUCGGUCCAUGUCUGUGUACAUUAAUCUUCUGCUUCAAUGUUUAUAAUAGCUAUUAAAAUCUGUUACCCCCAUGCAGGGUAUUUGUACUGCAAGUUAUAAAUAAAGUACGUCCUUAUUCCUACUGUAUAC
Messenger RNA from Polistes canadensis, 6764 nucleotides. It is a transcript of the gene Jarid2, whose product is annotated as protein Jumonji. NCBI's taxonomy places the organism in Eukaryota, Metazoa, Arthropoda, Insecta, Hymenoptera, Vespidae. Gene Ontology annotation, biological process: chromatin remodeling. Gene Ontology annotation, cellular component: nucleus. The transcript has 12 exons. Gene Ontology annotation, molecular function: DNA binding; histone demethylase activity. The record is from RefSeq and is a predicted model, not a curated record. Bases 572 to 6343 code for a protein of 1923 amino acids.